Mercenaria mercenaria is the source of this 3955-nucleotide messenger RNA. RefSeq names its product TNF receptor-associated factor 4-like. NCBI's taxonomy places the organism in Eukaryota, Metazoa, Mollusca, Bivalvia, Venerida, Veneridae. The record is from RefSeq and is a predicted model, not a curated record. The coding region runs from base 409 to 1782 and encodes 457 amino acids. Gene Ontology annotation, biological process: regulation of apoptotic process; tumor necrosis factor-mediated signaling pathway; positive regulation of JNK cascade. Gene Ontology annotation, cellular component: plasma membrane signaling receptor complex. The transcript is spliced from 8 exons. Gene Ontology annotation, molecular function: zinc ion binding; protein binding.
AACGGUCAACAUUGAUACAUAAUUUAUUAUGUCCUUGUUCUGAGUCAAACAAUUUACGCUUAAACAACUCAUUAGUGACAUGACUGAACAAAAAAACGUUCGUUUACUAAGUAUAUAAAACUGCUUGCACUAACACUAAAGUAAACUAGUCCAUAGAUGUAUAUGACUGUAUAAUCAAUUUUCAACGUCAAUAUUCAAAUUAAUAACGUCUUAGAAACAAAUUGUACAUACGGGGAAACAAAUAUUGCUUUACUAAGUUAGGCUUCACAGAUUGAUUGUUAUAAAAGUGAUUAAAAUUUAAAAGGAAACUGUUUUAUCUAGUGAAAAAUAUUCACCAAAAUAUUUUUUUUAAAAUAUCUGUUCUUAUCAGUAACUAUUUUUUCCAUCGUUCCAGUAUCGCAGUACACAAUGAGCAGUUUAUCAGUUCCCGGCAAUGGAGUUGAUAUUCAUGCACGAGCAGGCUCGAGAAACGGAGUUGUAACCCCUACCAUCGUUGAUCAAGAAGAGUAUGAAUAUUGUUUUGUUGAUCCGCUCGAGAAGGAUUAUGAGUGUCCUGUGUGUGGUAGUGUGCUCAAAUACCCGGUACUGUUUGAGGAGUGUGGCCACCGCUGCUGCGCCAACUGUCUACCGGAAUUGCUGAGAACCACUGCAAAAUGUCCGCUAGACGGCACACCUAUAGACAGAAACAGACAGGUGAUAGUAGACAAAGAGUAUCAGCGGGAGAUAGAGGCACUGAAGGUGAACUGUUCCUUCUACACUAAGGGAUGUACCUGGUCCGGUCAGCUGAAAGAUAUUCAGAUCCACAUUGCCGAUUGCAAGUUUCAUUUACUGAAAUGUCCAAAGGGUUGUGGUGUGAAGCUCGAGAAGAUCGUGCUAAAACAUCACCUCCAGGAAGACUGCGAAAAACGUGAUAUUCGGUGCGAAUUUUGUUCACUACGCAUGCGUGCUGAAGAGGAAGUGAGCCAUCUUGGGACUUGUGGCAAGUUCAAGAUGCCAUGUCCUAACAGGUGCAGCGACGGUAAAGAGAUCAUGCGGGAGAACCUUCAAGAACAUUUGGAGAACCAGUGUUCUCGAGCAAAAAUAAGAUGUCCGUUCUGGGACGGUGGCUGCCAGUAUAUGUGUAAACGGAAACAUAUGGACAAACACAUCAAGGAGGAUCCCAUUGUGCAUCUUGGAAUGGCGUGUGACACGGUCAUUCUACACCGCAAAGAGCUGGAAAUACAUGCUAAAUCUCUUGAAAAACAUCUGAAACAGAUAACCACCCUGGAACGCAAAGUUGAUGCCUUAGAAAAGUUGUACGGCUGUCAGUUGGUAUGGAAGAUCGAGAAAUGGUCUGAGAGAGUUCAUGAGGCUAAACUCGGCAGGAAAGCCACACUGUUCAGUCCGCCGUUCCUCACUAGUCGUCAUGGUUACAAGAUGGCGAUGUCACUCUGUCCGUAUGGUGAUGGAAAAGCCCGAGGGAAGUUCCUGUCCAUUUUUAUCUGUAUAUGUAGCGGAGAGUAUGACCCUUUACUACUGUGGCCGUUCCGUCAUCGAGUCACGUUUACGUUAGUCGACCAGUGUCAAGACCCAGAGGCAAGACGUAACGUUAGUUACAUCAUCCAGCCAAAUGCAAUCAAAGACAACAAACCUUUCCUUGGACGUCCAGUUGGAGAGAGAAACGCAUCAUUUGGUGCCCAAAAGUUUGUCGAGUUGAACAUACUUGACACAUAUGAUUAUCUCCGAGAUGAUCAAUUGUUUAUCAAAUGUGAGAUAGACAGUGAACACAUGAUGUUGUUGUAAAGUCAGAAAGAUUGUAAAAACAUAAUACUAGUGUAAAUAGGUGAUACAUAGUGAAAACAUAUAGUUUAUAGUAAGAAAGACAGGAAACUCAUCAUGCUGUUGUAAAUGUAAGUUAGACAGUGAACGCAUGAUGUUGUUGUUUAUGUAAGAAAGACAGUGAAUACAUGACAAUGUUGUUAAUGUGAGAUAGACGGUCAACAAAUGAAGUUGCUAUAAUUAUGUGAAAUAGAACUUGAACACACGGUGAUGCUGUUAAUGUGAGAUAGACAAUCAGUGAAAAAAGAAGUAACUAUUAUGUGAGAUAGAAAGUGAACAAAUGAUGAUGUAGUUAAUGCGAGAUAAACAGUGGUCAUGACAUGCUUUUUAGUUAGAAAGACAUUGAACUCGUCAUGAUGUUGUUAAUGUUAGAUAAGUAGUAAUUGUAAUGAUGCCUAUGUUUUUUUUUGCGAGAUACACAAUAAACACAUACAUGUAUACAGGAAACAAAAGAAGCUGUACUUAAUUAAGAUAGACAGUGGACACAUGAUCUUGUUGUUAACAUGAGUUAGAGAGUGAACAUAUAAUAAUGUUGUUAACAUUAGAUUAUGAGUGAACACAUGACAUUGUUGUUAACAUUAGAUAGAGUGCAAACACAAGAAGCUUUGUUAACACACAUGAUGCUGAUGUUGAUUAAAAUCGACAGUGAAUACAUGAUGCGUGUGUUGUUAUGAGAUAGACAGACAGUGAACACAUGAUGCUGAUGUUGAUUAAAAUCGACAGUGAAUACACGAUACAAGUGUUGUUAUGAGAUAGACAGACAGUGAACACAUGAUGCCAAUAUCAUUGUUUGAUAGAUAGUGAACACAUGAUGCCUGUGUGUGUUUUUUGUGAGAUACACAAUAAACACAUAAUGCCGAUGCUAUUGUGAGAAAGACAGUGAACAUAUGAUGCCAAUGUUAUUUUGAGAAAGACGGCUGACACAUGAUGCUGAUGUUAUUGUAAGAAAGACAGUGAACACAUGCAGUUGUUAAAUCUGAGAUAGUCAAUGAACACAUGAUGUCGAUGUUACUGUGAGAAAGACAGUGAACACAUGAAGUUGUUGUUAAUACGAGACAGACAAUGAACACAUGAUGUCAAUGUUACUGUGAGAAAGACAGUGAACACAUGAAGUUGUUGUUAAAUCUGAGACAGACAAUGUGAUGACGUUGUUUAUGUGAGUUGACAGUGAACACAUUAUGAGGCUGAUUUAAAUGAAAAUAAUCCGUGAACAUAUGAUGAUAUAAAUGUUGUAAAUGUGAGGUACACAGAGAACACUUGAUGCUGUGAAAUGUGAUGUAGGCAAUGAACACAUAAUCCUGUAAAAAAGUAAGAUCACAUUGUACAAAUGCAAUGAUAGACAGUGAAAAUGUGAUACAUGUAUUUUGAAAAUGUAAGGGACAUAAUGAGCACAAGAUGUUAUAUAAAUUUUUUAGGCAGUGAACAAAUAUACAACAUUCUGUAAUGCAAAAAAGACCGUGAACACAUGAUGCUGUGAAAAUGUUAGAUAGACAGUGAAAAUAUGUUGUUGUAGAUGUAGAACCAGAAAGAGACUUAGUUGGAGUAAUGGAACUUCACUCACAGCAGUCAUUCAUGAUUUCAAAGACUAAUGAAGAAUUUGACAGCAUUCAGUAUAACAGAUUUUUGAGAAAAAAAUUCAUACAUACAAAACUUUCAAACAACUUUUUAAAAGUUUAAAAUGAGCAUAAUUUUGUUAAAAUGUAUGCAAGAGUUAUGACACCUGCCAUGCAAGAUAUGUGUAGAGUUUGAAAACAUUUGGUUUGUAAGAUGCUGAAAAAUACGUUUACAUGCAAAACUUUCACAAAAUUUCAGUGUUAAAAAGGGGCAUAAUUGUGACAAAGUAUAAAUCACAGUUAUGAAACCUACCAUGUAAGGUCAUCUUAUAAUGCUAAAGAUGUGUGAAAAGUUUGAAAACAUUUUGUCUUUGAGUUAGGGAACAUUUAGUCAAAUAAUUUCUGAAAAACCUGCUUACAUUCAAAACUUGCACAAAUUUUCUCUUUUAAAAAAAAGGGAAUAUUUCUGAUAAAUAAAAAGAGUUACAUUGAGUGCCAUGUGAGACCACUUCCUGAUAGUGGCCCAGUUGUUAAUAACUGGUCCAACAUUAUUAAUAAAGACUUGUUUGGAGUUUGCAGGCAUU